AUGUCUUUGAGCGAAGGUCUUGCACGUUUACGAGCAAUUCGAGGCGGUCAUCGGGUCGUUUUGACGAAAUAUUUGAACGAAUUAGAGGAACUACUCGCUACAGCCGAAAUAUCCGAAGAAUCUCUUAUGCGACUCGAAGUUUUAAAGCAACAAAUCGACGGAAAACAAAGGACAUUAAACGAACUCGAUGCGAAAAUAUUAAACGAGAUAAAAAUUGAAGACGUAGAAAAAGAAAUCGACGAAAGCGAAGCCAUUGACAUUAAAGUUACCGUAGCAAGGGAAAGAAUCGAACGAGCUAAGAAGCAACAUGCGACUCCACAGCAUACAAAUAUUGUCGAAAAUAGUCAAAAUACGAAUGAUCAUGGUGCGGUUGCUAUGGUGACGUCGAGCUCAAAUUUCACGAGAUUACCGAAAUUACAAUUGCCACAUUUUAAGGGUGACGUGACAAAAUGGAACUCAUUCUGGGAUGGUUUCGAUUCAGCAAUUCACUCGAACGGAGCUCUCAACAAAAUAGAUAAGUACAAUUAUUUAAAUUCAUUAUUGGAGGGCCCAGCUGCUAGGGCUGUACAAGGCCUUACACUCACAGAAGCAAAUUAUGAUUCAGCCAUAGAGUUGUUGAAAUCGAGAUUUGGGAAACCACAACAGGUGAUAAGUGCACACAUGGACGAACUUCUGCACCUUCCCAACUGUAAUCCUGACAAAUCGUCAUCACUUCGGUUUGUCUAUGACAAAGUUAGCAUACAUGUGCGUGGGUUGGAGUCGUUAGGCGUGUCAUCAAAGGAGUAUGGUAGUUUGUUGAUACCGAUUGUAAUGACAAAACUUCCCAAUGAUUUACGAAUGAGGAUAGCCAGGGAGACAUCAGGGGAUGUUUGGAAAAUUGAUGAAAUUUUAGAAAUUUUGCGAAAGGAAAUCGAAGCCAGAGAGGCUAGUGAGCGUUUUAAAGUAGCUGAGCGCCAAAAACACUAUGAACCCUCCCCUCGAAAGCCUUUACCAACCAUAGGCAGCACCUUAUUAAGUCAAGAAGAAGUUCAAUUCAAAAUUCGCUGUGUUUAUUGCAAUACCCCUCAUUACUCGGCUUCGUGUCCCACUGUGACAGAUCUGACCAAACGAAGAGAAAUAUUAGUUAAUGCCAAACGCUGUUUCAAAUGUCUAAGGCAAGGGCAUGAAGUAAGAGACUGUCGAAAUCCAAAACUCUGUCGUAACUGUGGGGGGCGUCACCAUCAGUCCAUAUGUAGUAAGGGUUUCCUACCGCGAAACCUUCCAGAGAAGAAUGAGCCAAAUAAGAAUGAGCCAAAUAAGGAUGAGCAGAAUAAGGAUAAGGGUGCAGGUAACGUGGGGAGCAAGGACUCUACACUGACUGUGGGUAAUCUAGUAACUAGCAAAAGGCAUGUUUUACUUCAAACUGCUCGUGCAGUGGCAACUAAUGAAGAUGGUUCAAAAACUUGUCCAGUACGUAUUCUCUUCGAUAGUGGUAGCCAGCGGUCAUAUCUCACUGAUGAUUUAAAACGAAAAUUGAAUCUGAAUCCAAUCAAAACUGAGACGUUGUAUUUAAAUACAUUUGGCGAUUCCAAACACGAAAGAAAAUCCUGCCAGUUGUUUAAUCUGAACUUACGUGAUCGUGAUAAUGAGAUAACCCCGAUUUGGGCCCUCAAUUUCCCUGUUAUUUGUUCACCCUUACCAUCUACGGUGGACAUUUUUGAUUAUCAGCAUAUUCGUGGUCUAGAUUUAGCCGAUAGUAGUGAGAUCCAAGACGACCAUCAUAGUGACACUGUUGAUGUCCUGAUAGGGUCGGAUCACUAUUGGAGCUUUAUGUAUGGUGAAACUAUCCGUGGUGAUUCAGGGCCUGUCGCAGUGAGCAGUAAAUUUGGUUGGGUUUUAUCUGGGCAGACUGAGUUAACCAAUGAACGGGGUGUGAGACGAAAGGAGUCAUCAGCAAAUUUAGUCAUUUCUUCCUGUACCGAAGAUUUCCUCAAUGACAACGUGCCGCAAAAUGAUCAACUUGUAGACUGUUUGAAACGGUUUUGGGAAACUGAGGCAAUCGGAAUUGCGGACAGUGAUGAUCUUAAGACUAACCCUGUCCCUAACAAUUUUAUCGAAGAUAUUGCGUUUGAUGGUCAAAAUUAUGAAGUAGGUUUGCCAUGGAAGGACAGUUCUUUUCCUGUCUCUAAUGGCUACGACACAUGUUCAAAACGCCUCCAAUCUCUACAUCGAAAACUACAAGCAGAUCCUGUCCUCCUGAAUGAGUAUAACAAGAUUAUUUGUGACCAACUCGAAGCGGGCAUUAUCGAAAGGGUACCUGAAACAAGCGACUCAAGCAACGAAGAAACACGCAUCAAUUUCUUACCCCAUCACCCAGUUAUCCGAAGGGAUAAAGAUACCACCAAAGUUCGUGUAGUCUACGAUGGCUCGGCAAAGGGCUCGAAUGAUGAAAGAUCGCUUAAUGAUUGUCUUCAAACCGGACCGAACUUUACACCACAUGUGUUCGAUAUUUUAGUUAAAUUUCGUUGGAACGCUAUUGGCAUCACUGCAGAUAUCGAGAAGGCGUUUUUGAUGAUAGCGAUUAAGGAAGUCGAUAGAGAUGCACUUCGUUUUUUAUGGUUUGAUGAUCCCAAUGAAUGUCAUCCCAAUUUAACUAUGUUUCGUUUCCGACGAUUAGUAUUUGGUCUUCGACCCUCGCCAUCUAUACUUGGUUUCACUAUUAAGCAUCACCUUGCAAAAUAUUCCCAGUCCGAAACAAAGUUGGUCGAAGUAUUAGAAAAUUCAUUUUACGUGGACGAUCUUAUCACUGGUGAAGAUAGCGUCGAAGAAUCAUUCCAAAUUUACAAGGGGUCAAAACAAAUUAUGGCCACGGGGGGUUUCAAUCUUCGAAAGUGGCAUUCGAAUUCAGACGAACUUCUCGCAAAAAUUGAGUCCAACGAACUUGGUAGUGAGAAACCACCCGACCGUAGCCUUAUGCAAUCUAAUUGCCAAACCUUCGAAGAGGACGAGUCUUACGCUAAGUCGACGACCGGACACAAUACGAUCGAUACAGCUGAUAAUACUGUAAAGGUGUUAGGUGCCAACUGGAAUACAAAGUCGGAUGAAAUAUUCUUCAAUUUCGAAAGGUGGAAGGAAGAAGCAACGUCACUCCCAAUGACUAAACGAUCUUUACUUGUGCUCACAGCGAAGAUAUUUGAUCCCCUUGGAUAUCUUGCGCCUUUGACAAUACUGAUGAAG
Molecule: messenger RNA, 3216 nt
Organism: Paramuricea clavata
Lineage: Eukaryota; Metazoa; Cnidaria; Anthozoa; Malacalcyonacea; Plexauridae
Source: the annotation of a GenBank genome assembly